Desarmillaria tabescens is the source of this 434-nucleotide messenger RNA. RefSeq lists its product as uncharacterized. Lineage: Eukaryota; Fungi; Basidiomycota; Agaricomycetes; Agaricales; Physalacriaceae. The transcript is spliced from 2 exons. The record is from RefSeq and is a predicted model, not a curated record. Bases 119 to 370 code for a protein of 83 amino acids.
GGUUUCCCGGUGAACGAUACGGGACUCACGGAAGACGACGUUCCCACUACCUGGGAUACUCCUUUUAACUAACACGGUUCUUCAUAAUCUGUUGUCUUCAUACGCUUUUGUUUCAUGCAUGAAAGUCUCUUACGUAUUCCGUAAACAAUGGUUUAUAUGUCUUCUGAAGUCUAUUUUUUUCACCCUGUGUGCGCCACUGGUCAUCAGCCAUGACUUCCUCUCUUCACCAUACCUGCCCCCCUGGAGCUGCGAAAUGAUUUAUCGUCUCUGCGGUUCCGUCAAUCUCUCCGUCCCUAGGCAAACGAUCCAAAUUUCAUGCCCCUUUUCCAGAAACGCCACAUGGCUUCACGCAUGUUUUCUCGCGAUAUGAUAUCAUGAUACACUGGCCAAAUUCUUAUCUGCCGCUGUAUGGGAACAUGGACGCCUCAACAUCU